AUGUCGUCGGCUGCCAGACCUUCCUCCCUCUUCGCCAGCGUCCGCCUGCUGAUUGGUGCUGAGCGGGUAGUGGACGCCGGCUGCCCGCCGCUGCUGGGAACAGGGUUGACGACUGCUGAGCCGCAGAACUUCACUGCCCUGGUUCGCUCUCACCGCUCGGCAGGCGGCUGUUUUCAGAGGAACAUCUGUAAAGAGCCACCGUCCGCCACCUGCUCAGCAGCCAACAGCAGACGGACCCGCGGCCGACUGACUGACCGCGAGCAGCAGUUCAGCCUCAGGUGUGUGACAGGUCUGAACCAGGUCAACACGACACAGCAACCGGACACAAAGAACUGCAGACAGAGAGCACGGAAAGUGUUUCCGUGGCAGGAUGGGCUCCAACAGCUCCAGCAUGGACGACAUCCCAGGCGCCCGGGAGCUCCUGCAGGAAACUGGCUGCCUGAGGAUUUCGGAGCAGUUCGGGAGCUGGCCUUGAACCCCAUCGGAGACAGAAUCAUCAGUGCCUUCUUCUCUCCAGGACAGGAAACAGUGGACUUUCCCUCCUUCGUUCGGAUUCUGGCUCAUUUCCGUCCCACUGACACAAACCGAAAUAGAGAUGGGACUCAGCAGGAGCCGGCCAACAGCAGGGCCAGGAAACUCAAAUUCGCCUUCCAGUUGUAUGACCAGGACCGAGAUGGAAAGAUUUCCAGGGUGGAGCUUCUUCAGGUGCUGCAGGCGAUGCUGGGGAUGCAGGUGACGGAGGAGCAGCUGCAAAGCAUUGCUGAGCGAGCUAUCCAGGAGGCCGACCUGGACAGAGAUGACGCCAUCUCCUUCGACGAGUUCAGAAAGUCGCUGGAGAAAGUGAACAUCGAUCACAAGAUGAGUAUUCGCUUCCUGAGCUAGAGACGCGACCUGCCACCAGUAGGAAGAAAGCAAACAGCGGACAAAUCACAUGAUUUGGAAUUUAAAUAAAUGUUAUUCUUAAUUGUGGUUACUAAAUCAGUCUACUGUGCUGCUUUUAUUGGAUCCCACCAUCAAAAAAUCCCAGCAAAGCAACCCGCGGUGCUGUCAGCUGAAUGAAAAUGGAGGAUGAGGAGUAAUCGAUGCGGUGGGCAAAUUCUUGCCUACCACCGCAGAAACCCGGCACUCAGUUACCUAAGGGUAAGGAGAAACCUUGGCACUGUGCAUACGACAACACUAAAACCAGCUCAGCAAGGAGGAGUAGAGCUAAGCCCUGGUGAACAAAUCUAUAGAGCGACGAGAAAAACCAAAAUUAGUCUAAGCAACGUAAAGCGAAGGUGUUACGGUGCCAACGCCUACUCGGGGGCCCUACAUCAAGUCUGGAAAAACAGUAAAAGAUAAGUCGCUAAAAACCCAGCGCCAGUUUGAUUUUUCAACCAAAAAAAUGCUCUUUGAUUGUAAUCAACAGUCCCGUCUGUACGAUAAGCACAAAUACAACGGGAAGGCUUUGGGUAGCCGUAGUUGCGUCCAACCGGUUGGCUGUGAUGCCUGCACAGUGGGGGUUGGAACUGGAACUGGAUAACCGGAUGACCGGAUGACCCUCCUGUGUUUUCCCCUUUAGGUGAAGCUCGAUGUCAGACCUUAUGGACCCUGUUUUUCUGAAACCGAAACCGCAAACGCGAUCACGAAAGAUUUUUCUGUGACCAUCAGCAGCGAUGCAAACUAAGCGCAGUUGGCGCAAUGCGGAGGAGAGGGUUAACUUAUUGUUAGCGGGAGGAAUACAGAAGCUGCGGCGAUGGCCAAUCACACGAGUUCGUCCCGUCUCUUUUAAAGAAGCGAAUGAAAGGUACGGGGAGGAGAGAAGCCAAGGUGUCUGAGAAAAAAAAGGCUCAUGUCCAAGCUGUGCUUUGCACAUCCACGAGGACGCAAGGAUCCGUGUGACUUAAAAUCCCUCAUCUGCCAUGUCUGCGAGGGUUCGCGCACACUGUCCGUUUGCAGCCCCGAAAUGAAUUAACUGUGUGACACAGAAAACUAACGUGACGAACCAUGUGCACGUCGGUUUUCGCGCCUGCUUUUCGAUAGAUAAACAUAAGUGUUGAGCAAACAGUGUAAAGGCUGUAACUGUCAGCCUAAAAAGAGUUCAAGCUUUUUUAG
Messenger RNA from Xiphias gladius (swordfish), 2094 nucleotides. RefSeq names its product calcineurin-like EF-hand protein 2 (gene chp2). Bases 1 to 882 code for a protein of 293 amino acids. NCBI's taxonomy places the organism in Eukaryota, Metazoa, Chordata, Actinopteri, Istiophoriformes, Xiphiidae. Gene Ontology annotation, molecular function: calcium ion binding. The transcript is spliced from 9 exons. The record is from RefSeq and is a predicted model, not a curated record.